GACUGCUCUGCGUACACUCAUUUCGUAUUCAACACAUUCGACCAGGACCACAGUGAAACCAUAAGUUUUGAGGAGUUCGUGAUGGGGCUCUCCCUCUUGUUGCGUGGGACCAUGCUGGAGAAGCUGCAGUGGGUCUUCAGCCUGUACGACGUCAACAGGGACGGCGUGAUCACUAGCGAGGAAAUGCAGAUGGUCGUCUCAUCCGUCUAUGAUAUCAUGGGCAAGUUUUGCAGCUCAAAAAUUGACGACACUGUCAUAAAAAAUCACGUCGAUGCUUUAUUUGAAAAGCUGGACGUUGAUCGAGAUGGCGUCAUAUCGUUCGACGAGUUCAUCGACACAUGCCGUAAGGUCAGCCAACAAACUUUGAUAUAA
Helobdella robusta is the source of this 372-nucleotide messenger RNA. RefSeq lists its product as hypothetical. The transcript has 3 exons. The annotation marks the transcript as partial. NCBI's taxonomy places the organism in Eukaryota, Metazoa, Annelida, Clitellata, Rhynchobdellida, Glossiphoniidae. Gene Ontology annotation, molecular function: calcium ion binding. The record is from RefSeq and is a predicted model, not a curated record.